AUUGACAGAACAAAUUUCUGUUAUUUUUUUUUUACACUUUUAUAGUUAAAAAAAAAAACCGGAAUUAUAACUAAAAUUCCAAUUAAAUUAAAUAAAAAUUAAUUAAAUUGUAUUAAAUUUUUCAAUUUUAAUGCAACAUUUUAUAUUUUUUGUAUCGAGUAGUUAGUCGAACAAAAACAAAUUCAAAAUAUUUUGCAACACGUGCUCAUAAUCUGAUCAUCAUAUUUGUUAACCACUCACAAUGGAUGUCCUAGAAAGACCGGCUGAAGAAUUUGUCAACGAUGGCUUGGUUGAAGAAAUGUGGGCAAUGAAAGCUAUGGAACAUGCCGAAGUCUAUUUUAAUCUUAUUUGCAAUAUUGAUCCAAAAAGUGUUAAAUUAUCACCUUUCGAUGAUAUAAUUUACACAACAUUUAGACAAGAUUUUCCAAAUUUAAAAAUUGAUAAAAUCCUCGACGAUGAUUUAAAAACACCUGAACAAAAAAUCAAAUGGAGAGCUUUUAUUGAAAAAUUCAAUAAAUUAGAAGACUUUUCUUAUGGAACUCUGCUCAGAUCGGAAGCUAGUAAAGAAUUCUCUCCGGAGAAUUCGUUGCUUGUUGUGAGAGUGCAAUUUCUUGCAAUUGAAAUAGCAAGAAAUCGUGAAGGUUACAAUGAUGCUGUGAGAGAAAAGUUUAAGCCUAAAUUCCUGCCUAAACCAAUGACAACUUCAACACCUGUUGAAGAAUCAACAUAGUUAUUUUUUAUGCAUUUUCUUUUCUUUCUUUUUUUUAUAAAUAUUUAUGCAACUCGAAUUGUAUCAAAACUUGUGUAUAAAUUUAGAUUUUAGUAAUGAUAAAUAGAUAUUUUUUAAGGGCAUAGCAGA
Molecule: messenger RNA, 859 nt
Organism: Episyrphus balteatus (marmalade hoverfly)
Lineage: Eukaryota; Metazoa; Arthropoda; Insecta; Diptera; Syrphidae
Product: protein PBDC1
Exons: 3
Coding region: 242-730 (162 amino acids)
Cellular component (GO): cytoplasm
Source: RefSeq, a predicted model, not a curated record